Chenopodium quinoa (quinoa) is the source of this 705-nucleotide messenger RNA. RefSeq lists its product as uncharacterized. The coding region runs from base 1 to 705 and encodes 234 amino acids. The record is from RefSeq and is a predicted model, not a curated record. Lineage: Eukaryota; Viridiplantae; Streptophyta; Magnoliopsida; Caryophyllales; Amaranthaceae. The transcript has a single exon. Gene Ontology annotation, molecular function: protein dimerization activity.
AUGGGUGGUUCAAGUAAUAGUAAUGUACCAUUAGAGGAAGAUUUGGUGUAUGAUGUUGAACUUCUUCCUCAUGAUCCGGGAAAAAGAAUAAACAUUAUGGAUUACCCCGCAAAUGAACGAAAUGCUGUUAGGAGGGGUUAUAUUCUUAAAAAAACCUUGCCAACCAAAAGACUAAUUGAUUUGCAUCUUCAAGAACUUGAUGAACGACUUAAUGAGAGGAAUAUGGAGUUACUAUUAUGUAUGGCUUGUUUAAGUCCUAAAGAUAACUUCUCAUCCUUUGAUAAAGAUAAGGUACUUAAACUUGCCUCUUUUUAUCCCGAAGAAUUUUCAAGCUUUGAUUUGAUGGCUCUUGAAUAUCAACUUGAUGUAUUCAUGGAGAAUAUGCUAAAUGAUGAAAGAUUUCAAGGUUUAAAUGACCUUAAUUCUCUUUCUAUGAUGCUUGUUAAAACCAAUAAGCAUAAGACUUUUCCUCUUAUUCAUUUGCUUAUCAAGUUGAUGUUGAUUCUUCCCGUUGCCACGGCAAGUGUUGAAAGAGUGUUUUCUGCAAUGACAUGUGUCAAAAACAAGUUGCGAAAUAGCAUGGGUGAUCAACUUAUGAAUGAUUGUUUGGUCACUUUUAUUGAGAAGGAUGUCUUCUUACGAGUUUCCGACGAAAAGAUUAUUGAUCGAUUUCAAAGUAUGAAGACUCGAAGAAUGAACUUGUAA